Messenger RNA from Aureobasidium namibiae CBS 147.97, 1704 nucleotides. RefSeq lists its product as uncharacterized. Gene Ontology annotation, biological process: regulation of DNA-templated transcription. NCBI's taxonomy places the organism in Eukaryota, Fungi, Ascomycota, Dothideomycetes, Dothideales, Saccotheciaceae. Gene Ontology annotation, molecular function: DNA-binding transcription factor activity, RNA polymerase II-specific; zinc ion binding. The record is from RefSeq and is a predicted model, not a curated record. Bases 1 to 1704 code for a protein of 567 amino acids. The transcript has a single exon.
AUGGUCAACGCCGGAAGGUCCCAUGCCUGCAUCACCUGCAAGAGACGGAAAAUCAAAUGCGACGAAACAAAACCCACUUGCUCACGAUGUAUCAAAGCAUCGCUCCACUGCAUAUGGGUAAAGCCUGUCAAGGCACCCGACAUCCGAUUUGUAGACAUGACACAGACGGUUGCUGCGCAUCAUGUAGGCGCCGAAUUGCAGCGCAAGUUACGGGUCGCGACAGCACCGCCCAAGCCCCUGGUAGUGGACAGGGAAACUCAAGCAGUCAACUUCUUCCACCGUCACUACAUGAUAGACCCAAAACAAGACGGCGCACCCAAUGCUGGACUCUUCGGCCUUUUCAUGCCAGCAUUCUCGACUGAAUCCCAAGACUCGUCCGCUGCCAUGGCCGUCUCUGCGCUCGCCAUGUCAGUAUACUCAAGAUGGCGCAUGGGUGGCAUGACAGAAAAGAGAGUAGCAAAAGUCCUAGGCCAGGCCAUCUGGAAGUUAUCCAACGAUAUCCAGGUGGAAGAUAAAAGAAAGAACGACAUCACUCUGUUGGCGACCCUCACCCUGCAGUUCCACUCUAGCUUUGAAUCGUUGUUUGAUUCGAGCAAAGCCACUAUCGUGCAUCAUCUGGGCGCUCUGGCGUUGGUGAGAGGUUUCGGUCCUCCAGAAUCUUGGUCGCAUCUGGCCAACCAAUUCGUGGCGUACAUACUUCAUGUUGAGGUCGCAGCAGCCAUUCGUGAGCAUCGUAGAGUCAAUGCUGAGCUAUGUUACUGGAGCUCCGCCAUCAACCCUGCAUCCAUGGAGGCCGAUAUCCAGUUCGAUAUCCUUGGUAUCAGAGUCGCAGACGUCCAGUUCCGAGCGGACUGCAUUCUGGGGACGCCUGAAAUUAAUUCUGAUCUGGCAUUACCAUCUCCAGCGCUAACAACCCUAUUAAGUGAUAUUCAGGAGCUCGAUGCAUGUCUUGUGCUUUGGGAAGACCGGGUCUCCCAGUCCUGGGGUCCAUAUAGCUGGACAUCACAAGAGGUAGCAUCUCCUCCAAUACAAACAUUCGAAGGAGCUUGCCAUGUGUACACCUCGAUUCGUUCUGCCAGGCUCAUCAACAUCUGGCGAAGUUAUAGGUUGACUCUUUCAUUGCUGGCUCUGCAGUUGAUCAAUCGACACGGAGAGCGAUCCAUCCUUGAUGGCAAUCAGUCAGAAACGACCAAAGACAUGCUUGCGAAGCGUAUUCAAUGGCUCAUUGACGGCUUUUGCGCGUCUGUGCCAUUCUUCCUCGGCAACAGGACCAAGAUCGGCACAGUGCUGGAUUUUGACGACCCAAGCUGCAAAUUUCCUACCUGUCAUGACGCCCGCGAAUUGAACGACAUGAGACAUCGAAAAGCUGAUCUGAAAGGACUCGAGGCGAGCGCCGAUCAUGCCAGUCAUGCCAUCGCUCAAGGCGUUUGGCUCAUCAUGGGCAAUUUGACACAGCUGGUAGCUUUCUUCCUGUUCACGGCGGGUCUCACGUCCGAGCUAUCACUGAGGACGGGGCAACUUUCUUGGAUAUGUCAGCAGUAUCUGCGGAAUCUUUCAUUACUUUCCCUAGACUGGACAACGGACAGGGGCCUGGAGCAAAAAGUUCUCACUGGCAUAGGCCUACCACCAGAGGAGGUCCUGAUUUCAGAGGCAAGAAGAUGUGUCGAACGAGUCAUGCAGGGUCUUAGAAUGGUCGGGGAUUGA